UUCGAUUCGCCAUGGAUGGGAAUCCCACAAGUUAGUCGCGUGUAUGUACUGUAUGCCAUCCGUAGCACACUUCAGCAUUAGGUAGUGAUACAGCAUAUUAUCACAUUGUUGCGAACAGUAGUUACAUUUACAUUGUUUCCAUUUUUGUAAGUUUAGCAUUUCGGUCGUGAUGGACGCUCUCCUCUCCAGACUCUUCUCCUCGGAAGAGGAGGAACUGUACAUUUUGGAUUGUAUGGCUUACUCCAUGGUUUUCAUGGCAGCCUGCACUUUCGUUACUUUGCUCUUCGAAAAUGUCCCAUACGGACGAUAUGCUACCAGCAAAUAUGGAUUUCCAGUUAAUGUCAAGUUUGCCUGGUUCGUUCAGGAGAUGCCUGCUUUCCUUGUGCCUUUGUGUCUGGUAGUUUGGACCUCCUCUGCGAAAACGUCCCUGUUGCCCAACCAGCUGCUUAUUGCCAUGUAUUUUUGCCACUAUGUGCAGAGAUCCCUUAUUUAUCCAUUUUUAAUCAGAGGAGGUAAAUCUACACCAUUCAUCUCAUUUGCCCUGGCCUUUGUUUUCUGCAUCUAUAAUGGCUACAUGCAGAUCAGGUACCUGAGCCAUUAUGCUGAGUACCCUGCAGACUGGGUUACACAUCCAUGCUUCAUCACUGGGUCUGUACUGUGGUUGGUUGGCUGGCUGGUGAAUGUGCACUCUGACCACAUCCUGAGAAACCUGAGAAAGCCCAGAGAGACUGGUUACAAGAUUCCCAAAGGUGGAAUGUUUGAAUAUGUGUCUGGGGCCAACUUCUUAGGAGAGAUAACAGAGUGGGCUGGCUUUGCUCUGGCUGGCCACUCUGUUCACAGUUCAGCUUUUGCCAUCUUUACUACAGUGGUCCUCGCCAGCAGGGCUGUGGCCCACCACAAAUGGUACCUUGCUAAGUUUGAAGACUAUCCGAAAACCAGGAAGGCCUUGAUUCCAUUCCUAUUCUAGAAAACACUCUAGAAAACUGGAAGCCAGAAAAGGUACUGUAUUUGCUUACAACUGCUGAGAGGAAGAUUCCCCUUUUUUUCUAAUUUAGGAAAGCUCUGAUGUCAGAACAAACCUCAAAGAUACUUUUCUUUUUCAUUGAGAACAGAUUAAGAAACAGGUUGCAUGCUUGUAAAUGAUCUCAUCUGAGCUGCAAGCAAGCAACAGUUAAAAGCUAUCAUCUUAAAAAGAUUUUUACUGUUGCCAUUACUUUGGUAAUAAUGUCCAUAAAGCACCAAGAAACUUCAACAACCACGAACUGAAUGUACUGGGAGUGUUGUGCUUGCAGGGGAAGCAACACUUAAUGCUCCUCCAAAGGAAAUAAGAUAGUGAUUGGAGCAUGCCUCAACAGCAAUACAGUGGAUUUAUAACACCCUGCACCAGCAGUAAAUGGUUCUAAGACUUCUCCACUGAUCUGCAUAUUCUCCCAGACGGAACAUAAACUCAGAAAUGCAAAGCAGACAUUUAAACUUUUCAUUCAUCCUCAAGAGUUGUGUGUUGAAAAUCUGCAAACAACUCUUUAGCAUCCACUCGAAUUAAACUGAUGAAAAAGGGACCUUGAAUUAACUCUUAACACAUUUUCCUGCCUCUGCUUUUCUACUUACCUCAUAAUUUGCAACUCCUCAUACAGAAAUCGCUUUGGAACAAAAGGUAACUGCAUCUCUGUACUGUAAAGUAGUGGGCCUGUCCCCAUCUGCUGGGCUGCAGGGAAAUCAAAUGGAGAUCAAGAAUGGCCCUCAAUAACUCACCCAUGCCUGAAAUGAGAAGAGGAGAGCGUUGGCUCAACACAUCACUUCUGUCAAGGGUGUCUUAGAGAGAGUAAAGAAGAACUGGUGAAGAAAUGAGAGGGGAAAGUGAUACUGAUUGGAUGAAGUUGUGUGGGAUUGAAUGAAAAGGAGGAGACAGGAAGAAUAGAGAGGAAAUUGAAAAAUGUAUAUCGAUCAUAACCUCUCUUUUGCUCUACCUCUAGUUCAUAAUUAUGUUUACCAUGAGCCAAAUAAUCUUGUCACUGUAAUGUAGGACUAUUCUUGAAUUAGGCCUUAUUUUGUAAAUGUGACCUGCCUUACAUUCAGUGUUUCUCAAAAUAGGUUUACAGUUGAAACAAGUGCACUGGCUCACUCACUUAAGAAGCUAGACAGAUCACUGUGUACUGCAUGCAGUGGGUUUAUACUGAAGCUUUUCAUAGUGCACCUGUUCCAAAAAGUGUCUGCUGCAGUUUCUUCCCAUAACUUAUUGGUUCUCUCUUUCUCAGUGAAGGACGUUUUCCAACACCAGUCAUAGCCAAGGUCAUGACAUUCUGAAUUUUUUUUAAUAUGUUGUAUUGAAAAUAAAUUUAUUUUGUCAUUAUUUUUA
This is a messenger RNA of Lates calcarifer (barramundi perch), 2356 nucleotides long. It is a transcript of the gene srd5a1, whose product is annotated as steroid-5-alpha-reductase, alpha polypeptide 1 (3-oxo-5 alpha-steroid delta 4-dehydrogenase alpha 1). Gene Ontology annotation, molecular function: 3-oxo-5-alpha-steroid 4-dehydrogenase activity. The transcript has 5 exons. Bases 170 to 967 code for a protein of 265 amino acids. The record is from RefSeq and is a predicted model, not a curated record. Gene Ontology annotation, biological process: steroid biosynthetic process. Lineage: Eukaryota; Metazoa; Chordata; Actinopteri; Centropomidae. Gene Ontology annotation, cellular component: membrane.